Messenger RNA from Durusdinium trenchii, 1991 nucleotides. The record is from the annotation of a GenBank genome assembly. NCBI's taxonomy places the organism in Eukaryota, Dinophyceae, Suessiales, Symbiodiniaceae.
CUAGUUUUGAGCGUGCAUGCGGAGGGUGUUUUGCGACCCAGAGCCGCAGGCAAAGCUUGGCUCAAGACGAUUGCCUGAGCAGGAGCUAAGGUGUCGUAAUUAGCGGCACACCGACCGCCCAUAUAAUGGCGGCCCUAAAUUGCAACUUUGCAGAAGCUUUAUGUUUGGGCAUUGGCGAGUAUCAGCACGAUCAGUGCCUACCGAAAGCCGCUACUGACGCUGAAAACAUGGCAUCAGUGUUCAGAGACUUGGGAUGUUGCAAUGUAACAUUUGAAACCAAAGAACCUUUGACGAGGCAAAGGACUCUGAAACUUGUGUCUGAUUUCGUUCUUCGGACAAAGCUCCAAAUGCAAGAGGCCGAGACAAAGAUGGCGGAGCCGUUGCUAGUGGCACUCUUUGUGGCAUCCCAUGGCAUCCAUGCACAUGGCAAAGAAUUGCCAUUGAUCGUGCCAGCAGACCUCACUUGCAGCUCCGAGAUCGACUUGUUGAUUGACCUGGACAGGCUCUUGCUGAACGAACUUGCGCAGGUCCUACCUCCAAAGCAAAACCAGCGCACCUGCUGCAUUUGGAUUAUUUUGGAUACUUGCCGAUCGGGGCCAGUCACCACUUGGCAGAGGCAUUGGGAUUAUAACCCAAUCAAUCCAGCUGCAGGGAACCGUGGCCCGCGCUCUCUCAACAGCAAACUCACUCCCUUUUUCCUCUUCCUGUUAGCAUGUGAUCCUGGCGGGUGGGCUUCGGAUUCUGAUAGUCUUUCUUCAGCUCUUGUGAGAGCUUUGCGGCAAGACAACACCAGCAUCAGGGAUGCAUGUGAACAUGCAGUGGAUGCAGUGCACAAAGCCUCUCGUGGCCGUCAGAGGCCUUGGGUGAACCAGCGAUCAGGGACGAUUUUCUCAAAGAUUCGAAAACUAUCUCCUGCUCAACCCCAGCGUGGGGCUGACGAGCACGAAGCACAAUGUUUACCACAUUGGGCUCGAAUUCUACUUGCUCGUCUUGCUGGAUUUGCAACGGCCUUGCUGGUGGUGUUUGUUUUCUUCGGCUUGUUCUUCUGCCAUAUUUUCGCAGGAGCUGAGAAAGUUGCACGUGGCGAGUCUUGCCCUGGGAAUUCCUGCUUUUGCACCGAUUGCCACCAUCGGGACAUCUACGGCCAUGUUUUCCGGGAUCCCACACAGUACGAUUGUGGGCCAAGAUUGGCUUGGCUUUGGCCAUGUCCCGAAAGUCUUGGUCCAGGUUGUUGGGGUUCGUGCAUCGGGAUGGAGCAACCCCACUGGACGCGUGUGUUGUUCUGGUUUCAGUCGUCAAUGUGGUGACUUCCCUUCCAUUUAGGCUGCAGGCCCCAUAUAUGUCACAUGUCACUUUGAUGGCCUAUGCUUAUGGCAUUCUCAACUUUGCAUUCAUUGCAGCUUCAAUCUCCAUGGGGGGGUUGAUCCAUGCUCAGUUCCAGGGUGUCUCAGAGUGGACUCGUGGAGAGUUUGUUCCAAACUUUACAUCCUUCUUUCUGUGGACCGCACUCGUUGGGCAACUUUUAGUAUGGAUGUGGUCUCGUGCGAUUGGACUCAUCAGUGAAGAGCAUGCCGGCAAACAGGAAAUGCUUUUCUAUGCGUUCCAUGUCUUCACUGCAGCAGUGUUGGCCCUCAGUGGAUUUGCCAAGUCUAGAGGGUCAGAGGGACCAGUUGCGAACAAAUCACACCAGUUACUUUGUGUCUCCCUGUGUUGGAUGUUCGUGGUGCUGGCCUGGCUUUGCACUAGCCACUAUGAUGAAGAGUUGAUGGCCAAAUACCACCUUCUGAGAGUCGUUGCAGAGAGGGCCUGCAACUUCUGGAAGAUCCAUUUGAUGGUGUGGUUUUCUGAGCAUAGCAUUCGAUGUACUCUUCUGAGAGGUGGCUUUGUGGGGAGGCUGCGUGCAGCCAGACUUGUGCCUUCAAACUUUCAGGCCGAAAGAUUGCACGCAACCUGGGACGCAGUGCCACUGGUUGAGGAUCAGUUUCGCCUGU